Messenger RNA from Cornus florida, 1110 nucleotides. RefSeq lists its product as uncharacterized. Bases 1 to 1110 code for a protein of 369 amino acids. The transcript has 3 exons. The record is from RefSeq and is a predicted model, not a curated record. NCBI's taxonomy places the organism in Eukaryota, Viridiplantae, Streptophyta, Magnoliopsida, Cornales, Cornaceae.
AUGCUGAGGAAGUACGAAUCGGAUCCAUCACAUAUUUUACGAUGGACAAAUGUUGUUAUUGAUGAGGACGUGACCGACGAAGAAGGUCUAGUCCAGAUUCUUGAUUCACGGGAACAGGUCUUGCAGACCAAGACCAUUCCAUUGGUUAAGGUCUUGUGGAGACACCACGGCGUCGAAGAGGAUACCUGGGAGCUCAAACAGGAGAAGGAAGUUGUGGAGCUUAAUUUAAAAAAAGGGGGAGAGAUUCUUCAUCUCGACAAUGUAAUUAAUAUAGAAAAGGUUAGUAGUUCACACAUAAGACUUGUCUCUGAAGCAAAAACUGGUCAUGAAGCUUCAAGUGCAGAGAUUAAGUUGGUAGUUGGAGAUUGGAAUGCUACCAAGUUUCAUUCAGAUAAACAAGGAGGCCGUUGGGUACCUCAAAAGCUUCUUGAUGAAUUUAAUGAAUACCUGCACAAUACUGGUUUGAUGGAAUUAUUUGCCUCUAAUGGGGAUUGGUCUUGGUGUAAUAAGCAAGGAAGGAAAAGAAGAAUUAUGGCAAAAUUGGAUAGGGUUUUUACAAAUGAUGCUUGGCUGCAAUUAUUUACAGGUACAAAAAUUUCAUAUUCUGCAUCAUUCUCUUCUGAUCACUAUGGAGUAGUUAUUAAUAUUUUUAGACAAUUUACAAGUGGCCCUAAGCCCUUUAAAAUGUUAAAAAUAUGGUGUUUGCAAGAUGGUAUUAUGGAGGUGAUCAAGAAAGCCUGGGAUGUUCCUAUACCGGCUACUCCCAUACAUAUUCUUCUAAAAAAACUUAGGAAGGUUAAGGCUGCUGUUAAGCUGUGGAAUAAGGAAUCUUUUGGGGAUAUUGAAGAGAGGGUGUUAACCACUAAGAAAUCACUAGAAGAGAUUCAGCUAACACUUCUUGACAACCCCACAAAUGAUAUGUUUGACAAAGAAAAUCAAGCUCAGGAUGAUUAUUCUGAUGCAUUGUCUGCUCAAGAGAUUUUAUAUGUUCAGAAAUCAUGGAUCGUGUGGCUCAAAGACAUUGACAGAUGUACAGGCUAUUUCCACUCCAAAAUGAAGCAACACCAUCAGUUUAAUGCAAUUACAUCUGUGGAUUACGAGAAUGGAUAG